Pecten maximus is the source of this 801-nucleotide messenger RNA. RefSeq names its product glutamate receptor U1-like. Gene Ontology annotation, cellular component: plasma membrane; postsynaptic membrane. The record is from RefSeq and is a predicted model, not a curated record. Lineage: Eukaryota; Metazoa; Mollusca; Bivalvia; Pectinida; Pectinidae. The transcript has 4 exons. Bases 101 to 565 code for a protein of 154 amino acids. Gene Ontology annotation, molecular function: glutamate-gated receptor activity; transmitter-gated monoatomic ion channel activity involved in regulation of postsynaptic membrane potential. Gene Ontology annotation, biological process: synaptic transmission, glutamatergic; modulation of chemical synaptic transmission.
UGAUUUGUUUUCCCUGUCCUGGUGGCAGAGUUACUGUGAUCGUCCGACAUACAGAGUGACUACGAUAUUGACUGAGCCUUACCUGAUCAGCACAAAUCCAAUGAAGGGAUUCAUCCCUGAUUUACUGGACGAGAUUUCGGAUAUUUUAAAUGUGACCCUGGUCGUCAAUCAUGUAGAGGAUAAUAGGUAUGGAUCUCAUGACUCGCAUGGCAACUGGGAUGGGAUGAUUGGCGAACUGAGGGCCAAUAAAAGUGACCUAGCUGCCGCCCCACUGACAUUGACAGUAGAGAGGUCGCGUUACGUUCACUUUUCACAUCCAUUCGAAGAACUGUCGCUGAGGAUUCUAGUUAAGAAACCGUCAACGCACAUUCUCAACGACGAUGCAGUUCUGCUUUUCCGGCCACUAACUGUCGGAGUGUGGCUAUCAGUCAUCGCCGGCUUCCUUGUUAUCAGCAUCGUGCUUUACACCAUCGGCAGGUACAGCCCAAUACAGAGAGAACAGACAGAAGGCGGGGUCUUAUGGGCACUGUGCCUCACAUGUGGAGUCAUGUCACUACAAGGCUAGUAUACAACAAACUGGGUAAUGGUAAAGAGGGGUGUUAUGGGCACUGUACCUCAAAUGUGGAGUCAUGUCACUACAAGGCUAGUAUACAACAAACUGGGUAAUGGUAAAGAGGGGUGUUAUGGGCACUGUACCUCAAAUGUGGAGUCAUGUCACUACAAGGCUAGUAUACAACAAACUGGGUAAUGGUAAAGAGGGGUGUUAUGGGCACUGUACCUCACAUGUGGAAUCGUGUCACU